This is a messenger RNA of Oncorhynchus tshawytscha (Chinook salmon), 881 nucleotides long. Its product is annotated as protein RUFY3-like. NCBI's taxonomy places the organism in Eukaryota, Metazoa, Chordata, Actinopteri, Salmoniformes, Salmonidae. Gene Ontology annotation, cellular component: cytoplasm. The record is from RefSeq and is a predicted model, not a curated record. Gene Ontology annotation, biological process: regulation of axonogenesis.
GAAGAGGGCGGGCCUGGCUGCGAUUGGCCCUGAUGCAGAAGAAGCUGUCAGAUUACAUGAAGACCAUCAUCAACAGAAAGGACCUGCUCAGUGAGUUCUACGAGUCCAACGCUCUCAUGAUGGAGGAGGAAGGAGCCGUGAUCGCCGGACUGCUGGUUGGGUUGAACGUCAUCGAUGCUAAUCUCUGUAUGAAGGGAGAAGACCUCGACUCACAGGUCGGGGUGAUAGAUUUCUCCAUGUAUCUUAAGGAUGGUCAAAGCAGCAAGACGGCAGAAGGGGAUGGCCAGAUCACAGCCAUCCUGGACCAGAAGAACUAUGUUGAGGAGCUCAACAGACACCUGAGUGCUUCAGUCAACAACCUGCAGGCCAAAGUAGACGCUAUGGAGAAGUCCAACACCAAGCUCACUGAAGAGCUUGCAGUAGCCAACAACAGGAUCAUCACCCUACAAGAGGAUGUAGAACGAGUCAAGGAGGAGAGCUCCAACCAGUCCAGUCGCAAGGCAUCGCGGGCAGGGGACAGCUUGGCAGACGGUCAGGUGCUGGGGGAGGCACGCAAACAGCUCAAGGAGGAAACACAGCUACGAUUGGAUGUAGAGAAGGAGUUGGAGGUUCAGAUUGGUAUGAAGCAGGAGAUGGAGCUGUCUAUGAAGAUGUUAGAGACGGAUAUGUGUGAGAAACAGGAUGCUCUGGUUGAGCUACGACAACAGCUAGAAGACCUCAGGUCCCUCAACCAGCAGCUAGCGCAGAAGUCCCAGAACUUGGAGGCGGGCGCCAAGCAGAAGAGUGAGGUCAUCAGUCGCCUGGAGGAGAAGACUAAUCAGAUGGCUGGAACUAUAAAACAGCUGGAGAGCAGGUAGGAGGGAGGGACUGUAAAACAGGUA